CGCACGGGUGACAGUCAUACACUCCUACGCUCCAAAUCCACCGCGACGACAUCGCGCACGUAUUCUGCCCCGACGAAUACGCAGGACUGGAGCUUUUCUGUAUACCGUCCGAGACAGCUCAAAUUUGCCCAGGAAUUCACCUCCAAAAACCACCACGAAAGAGGAAAGGCUGCCCCUCCACCCCACGCGCCAUAUAGUUGCGUCGAUUGUAGUCCUAAAAUCGCGCACGCUUUACGACCACCCGUAGUCGUAAACCAUGGCUCAGUCGACCGUCGUCCAGGCUCCAGGCCUGUCCACAUUCCUGAAGUCGCUGAAGACCACUCCAGUAGAUCCCUCGGUGGAGCACCUCAUCUCGCUGCUCAAGCGACGACAAAUCCGAAACUCAAGGCCGUGCGCGAUUGCGACAACAGCGCUUCUCCUGCGCGUGGUGGGCGAGUUCAAGGGCCGAGAUGCCGCAAAGCUCGUGGAGCGCAUUCGCCAGGUCGGCAGGCGCCUGACUUCAGCGCAGCCGCGUGAGGUCGUGGUUGGCAAUAUUGUCAGGCGUGUGCUGGGCUUGGUGCGUGAGGUGGUCGACGAGAAUGCAGAUGGACAGACACCCACAGGGAGCGAGGCACCUACGCCGGUACCGCAGCAUGAUUCCAUGCAACGACCGACCCUUGCCUCGAGCAUGUCCACCUUCAGCCCUCUAAAGCAUGCCGUAGCCGAGCCUAUGCACGUAGGCGUGUACGAUGGGAACAUGUCUGAUUCUGGCGAGCUCUCACGGCGGCCACCACUGCUCACCUCGCACACCUCGUAUGCGCCCACAUCCACUGGACCUCUUGUAAACUCUCUGUUUGGUCUUUUUUCACAACCUAUCGACACGCCUUCGGCUACAAGUACUCCAUCAGGAGCCCAGUCACCAAACGGCAAGACUACCUUCACACAACAGACUCUGGAGCGCUUGGGAGAGUUGAGCAGAGGACAGGCUGGCCUCGACUUGAAGGGGGAAGUUAUGGAGGGUAUAAGAGAGCUGCAAGACGAGCUGGAGACAUCAGACAAGCAGAUCGCCGAAGUUGCGCUUGAGCACAUCCACGCGAACGAGAUCAUCCUCACCCACACCGCCUCGACAACAGUCCAGAAGUUCCUGAUGUACGCUGCGAGGAAACGAAAGUUCACAGUCGUGCAUUGCGAGACAUACCCCCACGACAACACAGCGACACACGGGGUUCUCCUGACAGGCAAGAAGCGCGAGUCGCAUUCGGUCGAAGGCGAUGAGGAUGACAAGUGGAAGCCACUCACCGAGGCUGGCAUCCAAGUCUACGUCAUUCCUGAUUCGCACGUAUUCGCCAUCAUGUCGCGUGUUAACAAGGUCAUCUUAGCGACGCACACAGUCCUGGCAAACGGCAGCCUUGUUGCUGCCGCUGGAGCGCACAUGAUCGCAAAGGCAGCAAAGGAACACCAGACACCUGUCGUAGUUCUCAGCGGUGUAUACAAGCUGAGUCCAGUAUACCCAUUUGACAUUGACGAACUCAUCGAGCACGGCGAUGCUGGGGCCGUCGUGCCGUACGAGGACGGUGACUUUGUCGACAAGGUUGAUGUUGAGAAUCCGCUGUACGACUACGUUCCUGCGGAUCUUGUGGAUCUCUACAUCACUAACCUCGGCGGUCAUGCGCCAUCGUAUCUGUACCGUAUUGUGGCAGACCACUACCGGUCGGAGGACAUUACCCUAUAGAAGUGCCUUGCGCACCGAGAAGAAACAAUACAAGAUGCUAACAGCAUAAGAUUUUGCCCGAUGAUUCACACUUCUCCAUCAUAUUUCAUCUACCCUUCCUUAGUGUGUAACUGGUCGCUGCUUGCCCACGAAAGCAGAUUCAGGAACAGCCGGCUCCCCUCAGAAGGCAGGACCCAGCUUUAAAACGACAG
Messenger RNA from Boeremia exigua, 1902 nucleotides. RefSeq lists its product as uncharacterized. Gene Ontology annotation, biological process: translational initiation. Gene Ontology annotation, molecular function: translation initiation factor activity; guanyl-nucleotide exchange factor activity. The transcript is spliced from 3 exons. Gene Ontology annotation, cellular component: eukaryotic translation initiation factor 2B complex. Lineage: Eukaryota; Fungi; Ascomycota; Dothideomycetes; Pleosporales; Didymellaceae. The record is from RefSeq and is a predicted model, not a curated record. The coding region runs from base 257 to 1711 and encodes 484 amino acids.